AUGGCGCAAACCAAUAACAGCAAUACUCUCACCCUCGAGAAGAAACGCAGUCUCUCCCCAGAAUCCACUGAGGAAGUCCGCGUCCUCGGCAUCGCAGAAUACGAGCAAGCCGCACAGUGCCUCGCUGAAGCCUUCGCCGUGGAUGAAGUAGCACGCUACUUCAUCGACAUGGAGGAUAUGGCUACUUACUCCGAGGAGUACAAGUGGAAGAUGCAUUGUGAUAUCCUCAGGUAUGUCACAGCAGCUCAUUGUUACAAGGGAAUUGUGACGACGAUUGGACCGGAUUAUGAUGCCGUUGCGCUUUGGAUGCCACCCGGCAAGAAUAUGGACGAUCUCUGGACCAUCCUGCGCUCCGGUAUGUGGCGCCUCUGGUACAAGCUCUCAUCCGAAGGCAAGACCCGUUUCUACAACGAGUUCCUUCCUCUUUUGCACCACACGAAACAUGAUAUUAUGGGUCCUCGAGAUGAUGACUCGUAUUACCUUGUGUAUCUCGGCAGCAAGCCUAGUGCAAGGGGCAAAGGCUAUGCAAAGAAGCUGAUCGAGCACAUGACUGCAAGGGCAGACCUCGAAAACCGCGCCACCUACCUCGAGUCGAGCGCGCACUCCAACAUGACAUACUAUGAAAAGUAUGGCUUUGAGCAGAAGAUCGAUAUACAGCUGGUGAGGGGCCCGAAACCGAUUAAAUUGCAUAUCAUGGUUAGGGAGCCUCAGCCCGUUGCUGAGAGCUCGAAGGGGAAGUCUGGGCAGAGUGUGAGGGUUGGGACUCUCUAA
Messenger RNA from Hyaloscypha bicolor E, 771 nucleotides. RefSeq lists its product as uncharacterized. Gene Ontology annotation, molecular function: acyltransferase activity, transferring groups other than amino-acyl groups. Bases 1 to 771 code for a protein of 256 amino acids. The transcript is spliced from 3 exons. The record is from RefSeq and is a predicted model, not a curated record. Lineage: Eukaryota; Fungi; Ascomycota; Leotiomycetes; Helotiales; Hyaloscyphaceae.